AUGGAAAUUUGGAAAGUAAUAUUUUCAAUUUGGUUUUUGUUAUUCCAAAAUUUUGUUUUAAGUGCCAAAAACGAUGAUAAUAAAUUAAAAGUUAUAAGAGGAAGAAAUGUAAUUUAUAAUGGAAACGUUAUACCAUUAUCAAUUUUAAUAAGAAAUGGUAAAACAAUAGGUAUUAAAGAUUAUUCAUUUAAUCCUAAAAAAUUGAAUGAAAAUUAUGAAAUUUUAUAUGAUGAUCGUGAAUGUAAUAAUAAUGAAGAUUUUAUUAUAAUGGGUGGUUUAGUUGAUAGUCAUGUUCAUGUUAAUGAACCAGGUAGAACUGAGUGGGAGGGAUUUGAAAGUGCAACAAGUGCAGCAGCAGCUGGUGGUGUUACUACAAUUGUUGAUAUGCCAUUAAACAGUUCACCAGUAACUACAAGCUUUAAAAAUUUACUUGAUAAAAUUGAAUCUAUGAAAGGUAAAUUAAGAGUAGAUGUUGGAUUAUUGGGUGGUAUAGUUCCAGGAAAUUCAAAAGAAAUAAAAAAAAUGGUUUUACAAGGUGGGGUAUUAGGAUUUAAAUCAUUUUUAUUACCAUCUGGAAUUGAUGAAUUUCCUCCAGUAAAUGAGAAUGAUAUUCAAGAAGCAAUGAAUGAAAUGAAAUUAUUAAAAUGUCAAUAUAAUAAUUCAGAUGUAAUUAUGAUGUUUCAUGCAGAAGUUGAAGAACCAAUUAAAGAAGCAACUGUUAGAUUAAAAAAUGAAAAUGCCGAUCCAAAAUUAUAUAAAACCUAUUUAGAUAGUAGACCUAAAAUAUCAGAAAAUCAAGCAAUUUCUAAAUUAAUUGAUAUAACUAGACAAAACCAAAUCGUAUCAACACAUAUCGUUCAUUUAUCAUCAAGUGAAUCAAUUGAACAAAUUAGAGAAGCAAUGGAUCAAGGUGUACCAAUUUCCGCAGAAACUACAUAUAAUUAUUUACAUUUAACUUCUGAAUCAGUACCUUAUGGAAACACAUUAUUUAAAAGUGCACCACCAGUUAGAGAACAUGAAAAUAAAGAAUUGUUAUGGAAUGCUAUUAUUAAUGGUACAAUAAAAUUAAUUGUUUCAGAUCAUUCACCAUGUACAAUUAAUUUGAAACAAUUGAAAGAAGAUAAUCAAUCAAUUGGUGAUUUCUUAAAAGCAUGGGGUGGUAUUUCAUCAUUGGAAUUAGGUUUACCAAUAAUUUGGACAGAAUGUAAAAAUAGAGGUAUUCCAAUUACACAACUCUCUGAAUGGUUAUCAAAUGGACCAUCUAAAUUAGUUGGUUUAAAUGAUAGAAAAGGUUCAAUUGAAAUAGGUAGAGAUGCUGAUUUUGUAAUUUUCAAUCCAAAUGAAUCAUUCAUUGUAAAUGAAAAGAAAUUAUUUUUAAAAAAUAAAUUCUCUGCAUAUAAUGGUGAAAAAUUAUUUGGAGUAGUUUAUGAAACAAUUUUAAGAGGUAAUUCAAUUUUUAAAAAAGGUGAUAAUAAAAUUAAAAAAAUUAUUGGUCAACGUUUAAUUAAAUCAAAUUUAAUAAAUAAAAAAUAA
This is a messenger RNA of Dictyostelium discoideum AX4, 1533 nucleotides long. RefSeq lists its product as hypothetical. The record is from RefSeq and is a predicted model, not a curated record. Gene Ontology annotation, molecular function: cobalt ion binding; hydrolase activity; hydrolase activity, acting on carbon-nitrogen (but not peptide) bonds, in cyclic amides. The coding region runs from base 1 to 1533 and encodes 510 amino acids. Lineage: Eukaryota; Evosea; Eumycetozoa; Dictyosteliales; Dictyosteliaceae. The transcript is spliced from 3 exons. Gene Ontology annotation, biological process: allantoin catabolic process.